Podospora anserina S mat+ is the source of this 1176-nucleotide messenger RNA. RefSeq lists its product as uncharacterized. Bases 1 to 1176 code for a protein of 391 amino acids. The transcript has 3 exons. Lineage: Eukaryota; Fungi; Ascomycota; Sordariomycetes; Sordariales; Podosporaceae. The record is from RefSeq and is a predicted model, not a curated record.
AUGGCCGACACUCGAAAGCCAGCCGAAGCAGGCCCGGCAAGACACUCUCACGGCGCACCAUCAGCUUCGUUCCGUGCGUCAACCCACAACUCGCCACGGACGUGGUUUCUCACAUCCUCGCUAUCACCGCUAUGUAUACGGUUGAUCCGGUUAUUACUAGCACACGGUGACUACGUGGUGGCCUGUCUACCACCGGCAGAAAUCGAAAACGACGACAGAAGCGCCGAGUUCCGUGAGCUCAUCAACGAAUGCAAGAGCAACCGCAAAGACCGCGAAGGAUGGAAAGAUCGAAUCAGGGGUAUCCGGUGCGACGGCCGGGUAAUGGGGCAGAGUGGUGCUGCCAUAGCGGAAGCCGUCCAAGUCUUUGGCCGAAUUGAUAUCUUGCUAUGUUCUGUCAUCGGCACGGUAGAAGAACUCUCCACCACCCCCCGGACCCGCAACCUCGUCCGCGACCAGUUUGAAACUAUCUUCUUCUCCCAAGUCAACUUUAUCAAAGCCGCCCUUCCCCAGUUCCGCGCUCAGCACACAGGUCACAUCAUCAUUCUCACUAGCAUCGGCGGGCAUAUCGGUACCCCGGGCAUGUCGAUCUACACCGCCGCCACCUGGGCCCUCGAAGGCUACUGCGACUCCUUGGCCUACGAAAUCGCCCCCUUCAACAUCAAGGUCACUGUUGUCCAACCCAACAAGGAGAUCCAAUCCCUCACCAACAAGAUCGUCUUCGCGCCUCAGCUACCGUACUAUGACUCUGAUGUGAACCCAGCACCGUCGGUGAGGGAGAUCUACGGGAAUAUGCUGAACGCCAACCCAGAGACGGCGAUUGAUCACCUCGUGGGAGCGGAGGAGAGGCCGGAUGAUAUACAAUAUCGGUAUCCUAAACUGCCGGCGGCGGCGUAUGACAAGCUGGUGAUGGAGACGGUGCAUGCCUUGACGGCCAUUGGGGGGCAUGAGAACCCGCCGGCGAGGCAUAUUGUUGGGUUUGACGGGGCGAUUGCUGUGAAGGAGAAGUUGAAGACGGUGACGGAGGAGUUGGAGGAUUUUGUGGAGGCGAGCGUGGCGGUGGAUAUUUUUGAUAGUGAGCUGAAGAAGGAAGCGAGGCAAGGGGGGGAAAAUAGGGAGGGGGGAGGGGGUGGGCAGGGGAGGUAUAUGAGCGAGGAUGUGCAGAUAGGGAUGAUGUGA